UCUGGCGUGGCCCCGCGUCGCGGCUGCUGAGCCGCCGCCCUGCCCGCCGCCGCCGCCACCAUCGCCCUCUCCCUCGCCCCCUCCCCGCCCGGGCGGGGACCCCCCUUCGCUCCCCUCCCUCCUCACAGCCGCCGCCAUGUUGGGCCGGGAGCCGCAGCGGGGCCGCCACUGAGCCCCGGCGCCGGCGAGCAGGAGGAGGCGGCGGAGGAGCUCGGGGCCCGGCCGCCCCGCCGCAGCCAUGGCGGAGCAGACCUACUCGUGGGCAUAUUCCCUUGUGGAUUCCAGUCAAGUUUCUACUUUUCUGAUUUCUAUUCUCCUCAUAGUCUACGGCAGUUUCAGGUCUCUUAACAUGGACUUUGAGAAUCAAGACAAAGAGAAAGACAAUAGCAGCGCAGCUGGGUCUUUUAAUGGCAACAGCACCAAUAACAGUAAGGGUAUUCAAACCAUUGAUUCCACCCAGGCGUUGUUCCUGCCCAUCGGGGCGUCUGUCUCUCUCCUAGUCAUGUUCUUCUUCUUCGAUUCAGUUCAAGUGGUCUUUACAAUAUGCACAGCAGUCCUUGCAACAAUAGCUUUUGCUUUCCUUCUGCUCCCGAUGUGCCAGUACUUAACACGGCCUUGUUCGCCUCAAAACAAGAUUUCCUUUGGCUGCUGUGGGCGUUUCACUGCUGCCGAGUUGCUCUCAUUUUCUCUUUCUGUGAUGCUUGUCCUUAUCUGGGUCCUAACUGGCCACUGGCUCCUUAUGGAUGCUCUGGCUAUGGGCCUGUGUGUGGCAAUGAUAGCCUUCGUUCGGCUGCCUAGCCUGAAGGUUUCCUGCUUGCUGCUCUCCGGUUUACUAAUUUAUGAUGUCUUUUGGGUCUUUUUUUCUGCCUACAUCUUUAACAGCAACGUUAUGGUGAAAGUGGCCACGCAACCAGCUGAUAAUCCCCUUGAUGUUUUAUCCCGAAAACUUCACCUGGGACCAAAUGUGGGUAGAGAUGUUCCCCGUCUGUCGCUGCCUGGUAAACUUGUUUUUCCAAGUUCCACAGGCAGCCACUUCUCCAUGCUGGGGAUCGGAGAUAUUGUGAUGCCAGGUCUUCUGCUCUGCUUUGUCCUGCGUUACGAUAACUACAAAAAACAAGCCAACAGUGAUUCCUGUGGUGCCCCAGGGCCAGGGAACAUCUCUGGGCGAAUGCAGAAGGUCUCCUACUUUCACUGCACACUUAUUGGAUAUUUUGUAGGUCUAUUAACGGCAACAGUAGCUUCUCGUAUUCACCGGGCAGCCCAGCCUGCCCUCCUCUAUUUGGUACCAUUUACUUUAUUGCCGCUCCUCACUAUGGCCUAUUUAAAGGGUGAUCUACGCCGCAUGUGGUCUGAGCCUUUCCACUCCAAGUCCAGCAGCUCCCGUUUCCUGGAAGUAUGAUGGAACAGAUAGAAAGUGACCUGAACUUCUGCCUUGGUCCUUUUCACUUUAACUUGUGGCUUUGUCGUCUCCUAAAGCUGGACUGGCUGGUACUUGGGAAGGUACCAAUUAUGGGACUUGUAGGAAUGGACUUUGUGUUAAAAGGAGAAAAAGGAGAGGGGGGAAAAAAAAGCCAAGAUCCUGGAGCUUUGUUGGAUUUCUCCCCCACAGAUGUGGAAUUGGGGACCCUUUGUGCAACUGCAGCCACUUUCCUCUUUUCCUCACUCUGACGGAUUAGUACCAGACUAUGACCUUUGCGAGAGAGGAGGAGACACACUUGAAACUGAAAACGGCUUGAAGUCGUUCAAAAACUUGUGAACACUAAAAGAAAAAACAGUUAAGCAAACUGAAGCUUCUUCAGAGAACCCCUCAUGUAUGUUGGGACCAGUUUCCUGUUGGACUUCGGUUUUGAAAAGAACUGAGACAGAAUCUCUUCUGUCACAAUAUUGGGUUUUUUUUGUUUUUUUUUUUUUUUUUUUUUUUUGAUUUAUUAAAUAUUUCCUGUGGUGUGAGGUUACUUAUUAAAUCCACAGACAUUGAGUGACUUCUUGCAGUAUACAUAUAAAAAUUUGUUGUAACAAGUUACAUUUCCACCCAGAUGUCAUGUUGCAGUGAAAAAGGGCACGAUUUUUAUACAUAUAUAUAUACACACAUAUAGAUAUAUAUAUGAAUAAAUAAAAAGGAAAACCUGCUAAGAUCAUGCUGUGUAGCAGACAGGGGCUUGCUGUAAUUUUUAGCAUGUAGAGCAGUUUACUAUGGCUUUCUUGUAUAUGAAUCUACAAUGAGCUGCUGGGGUUGUUUUUGCCCCUCCCAUCCUAAAACUGAACCUGCAGUUUCAGACCCAGUGUAGUAUUUGUACUGACUGUACUCAUGGACUUUGGGGGAUAUUUGAUUUUGAUCAGUGUAGCAAACUAAGGAAGAAAGUUUAAUUCCAACCCUGUUUCUUUGAGGGGGGAGGGAUGGGGAGGUGGUCCUUUGGGUUUUUUUUUUUUUUUUUUUCCCUUCCCCCCAGACAGCUCCCUUGCAGGUUUUUAGUAGUUCCUUCUUGACCCAAUGCAUGUAUUAUAGCAGCAAGUGUCUUUGUGCUUCUGAUCAUAGUAAUGUAUCACUUGUAAAUACAUUUUUUUUCUAUUUUCUA
This is a messenger RNA of Rhea pennata, 2576 nucleotides long. RefSeq names its product signal peptide peptidase like 3 (gene SPPL3). The transcript is spliced from 11 exons. The record is from RefSeq and is a predicted model, not a curated record. Bases 239 to 1399 code for a protein of 386 amino acids. Gene Ontology annotation, biological process: membrane protein proteolysis. Gene Ontology annotation, cellular component: cytoplasmic side of endoplasmic reticulum membrane; lumenal side of endoplasmic reticulum membrane; Golgi-associated vesicle membrane. NCBI's taxonomy places the organism in Eukaryota, Metazoa, Chordata, Aves, Rheiformes, Rheidae. Gene Ontology annotation, molecular function: aspartic endopeptidase activity, intramembrane cleaving.